AUGAGGCAACCGGAGAUGUCCCAUUCUCCCGCCUAUUACCAGGACCAGGACCAUCGCGUGACGGCAUAUCUCCACGAUUCGACUCCUGCUCCUGCGGCCGCACAUCUUCCCCCGGAGCCCCCAUCAUUGCCUAAUCACGGGCAUGAUUCCCGUCAUCCGCAACUCAAUUCGGUCGAGGAUACAAUACCCAACGCUUAUCCCCCCGAUUCAUGGGAUAAUACCUACUCUCGGCAUCCCCGUCGACAUUCUCAACAAGCCCAUAAGCCUCCCCACCGUCAGCCUCCGGUGGAGUCAAUCUAUCCGGAUUCUGAGGUGCCGAUCGUGGCCCCGAUGACUGGUGGAGCGGCUCGUAAAGAAGAGCGUGGCCGGAGGAGUUGGACGGAUCAUUCGUCGUACAUGUCGAGCGACAAUCAUCAUCUCGGAGUAACCCGCCUUCAGAAACGAGCGAUUCAUACGGAAGAACCCUUGGCGGAUGAUAGUCAGGAUGCCCUGCUGAUGCUAUUUCGAUUAUCCGUCCCGGUGCCCAUCUUCUCCCUUUGCGCAUCCUUGUAUACCGUCUUCGGGUUACUCUUCGUUCUUCUCGUCUCACCUUUCCGCCUUUGUCCCUGCAUCCCAUACUUUCGAUCAACGUCAUUUCGCGAGCAGUUGUGCCAUCUUCUGGUACCUCAAUUGCAUAUUCAUGAGCGAUUAGUUCGUUUGCGGGGCUCCGCGACUCGAUCGGUAUACAAUGACGCCGAUGGGUCAUCCAUCUCGGACCCGAGCGAACACUAUUCCAUUUUUGGAUUGAUUGCGGUCCUCUUGCUAUCAUCACUUCUUUCCAUCGCAUUUCUCCUCCUCGUCUGGACCGCGGCCUUCUUCUGGGUUUUCGCCAUGGUACUUGGCAAUCCCGAUGGCACCGAACGCAAAGACGACGGCCGUGCUGCUGUACUUGGUGUUUGUCGAUGGUGGCAGAUAUGGCUACGCAAGGCCCGAAAACCGCCUCGCGAAUAG
Messenger RNA from Aspergillus bombycis, 990 nucleotides. RefSeq lists its product as uncharacterized. NCBI's taxonomy places the organism in Eukaryota, Fungi, Ascomycota, Eurotiomycetes, Eurotiales, Aspergillaceae. Bases 1 to 990 code for a protein of 329 amino acids. The record is from RefSeq and is a predicted model, not a curated record. The transcript is spliced from 3 exons.